Salvia splendens (bonfire salvia) is the source of this 1245-nucleotide messenger RNA. Its product is annotated as protein trichome birefringence-like 33. The record is from RefSeq and is a predicted model, not a curated record. Gene Ontology annotation, cellular component: Golgi apparatus. The coding region runs from base 1 to 1245 and encodes 414 amino acids. Lineage: Eukaryota; Viridiplantae; Streptophyta; Magnoliopsida; Lamiales; Lamiaceae. Gene Ontology annotation, molecular function: O-acetyltransferase activity. The transcript is spliced from 6 exons.
AUGAAGUUAGCGCUGCCGUCCUCAGCCGCCCUCCUCCUCAAGGGGUUCCGGUCACCGUACUUCUUCACCAUAACGGCCCUCAUUCUGUUCAUGACAAUCCUCUACAACGAGGACUACCGCGCUUACCUGAGAUCGUCAUGGACAACAAAGAAGGGGGAAAAGCUGGCUUUCGCGGUGGGGGAGGCCGAUAGCAGCUGCGACGUCUUCAGUGGGCGGUGGGUGUGGGACGACCACCACCCGCUCUACGAGGAGGCCGAAUGUCCUUUCCUUUCUUCACCCAAUGUGUGUCAGUUACACGGCCGCACCGACACGGAUUACCAGCAUUGGCGAUGGCAGCCUCAAGCCUGCUCUCUUCCAAGUUUCAAUGCGUCACUAAUGCUAGAUACUCUUCGAGGAAAGAGAAUGAUGUUUGUGGGCGACUCUCUAACUUUGGGCCAGUUUUAUUCGAUGGUCUGCCUUGUACAAAAGUUCAUACCGUCAAACAAUGCAAAAUCCAUUACCAUGGAAAUGAACCGUUCGCUCAAAGUUUUCACAGCCAAGGAUUACAACGCUCGUAUAGAAUUCUACUGGGCGCCAUUUCUACUCGAGUCGAAUGCCGACAAUCCAAAGAUACACAGAGUAAAACAAAGCGACAGAGUUGUGCGAAAGGACUCCAUCAACAUGCACGGCGAUCACUGGAAAGGAGCCGAUAUAAUGGUAUUCAGCACCUAUAUCUGGUGGAGGACAGGUCUCAAGUUCAAGAUACUACAGGGAACCUUCGACGACGAAAACAAUGACAUAGCGGAGGUGGCGACCGAGGAGGCUUAUCGCAUGGCGAUGAAGGGCAUGCUGCGGUGGGUUAACAAAAACAUGGAUCCGAAUAAGACGAGAGUCUUCUUCACUAGCAUGUCGCCCGUGCACGAAAGUGCUAUUGAAUGGGGAGGUGAUGAGAAGGGAAAUUGCUACAACCAGACAGUGAUGAUAGAUGAUGCUAACUACUGGGGCUCGGAUUGUAAGAAGAAUGUGAUGGCCGUGAUAGAGGAAGAGUUCAGGAAGUCGAGAUAUCCGAUAACGUUGCUCAACAUCACGCAGAUGUCGAGCUAUAGAAAGGAUGCGCACACUUCUAUUCAUAAGAAGCAAUGGGACCCUUUAACGCCCGAGCAGCUGGCCAACCCGGUGAGCUACGCGGAUUGUGUUCAUUGGUGUUUGCCUGGACUUCAAGAUACUUGGAAUGAGCUUCUCUUUGCUAAGCUUUUUUAUCCUUGA